This is a messenger RNA of Lates calcarifer (barramundi perch), 6597 nucleotides long. It is a transcript of the gene znfx1, whose product is annotated as zinc finger, NFX1-type containing 1. The record is from RefSeq and is a predicted model, not a curated record. Gene Ontology annotation, biological process: regulatory ncRNA-mediated heterochromatin formation. Gene Ontology annotation, cellular component: nucleus; nuclear RNA-directed RNA polymerase complex. Gene Ontology annotation, molecular function: zinc ion binding; helicase activity. NCBI's taxonomy places the organism in Eukaryota, Metazoa, Chordata, Actinopteri, Centropomidae.
UUGUUCUGAUGAAACGAAAGAGAAAAUGACACGGCAUUUAAAUAGCCGCUUCCUGAACUGAGCAGUCCAGAGCGGCUCAGACAGAGACGACCGGGACAGGCCUGUUUCCCCUCCUCACUGCACCUGGAAAUAUCACGGACAAGUGGAUUUCAGUCUCGAAACCAACUAACCAGCCACAUGCAAGACCAUGGAAAGGCUGAUUUUAAGAAACGGGAGAAGAGGACCUAAUAAUGGUAAUGAUACUGGUCAAAAUGAGAACGCCGGUGGAGGCAGAAGGAGAAGACGAGGAGGAGCAGAGGGAGACAGGGCGAGAGAACAAGAGGGCAGAGGAAGGGAGGAGAUAGGUGAAGGUGAAGGAAUGCAUGGGAGAGGCAGAGGGAGAGGAGGAGAAAGAGGGGGAGGAAGAGGUGGCAGGGAGAGGAUAGAUGGAAGAGGUGGUGAAGGGGUGCAAGAGAGAGGAAGAGGAGGAGGAGGAAGAGGUGGUAGACAGAGAGGAGGAGGAGGAGGAGGGAGAGGUGGACAUAGAGGUGGGGCAGGGAGGAAUGGAGAGCAAGGUGCAAAUGAAAGAGAAGGAGCAAGAGGGGGUAUGGCAGAAAUGGAUGAAAGGAGAGGAGGACAAAGUGUGGAUAGAAGAGGAGGUAGAGGAGGUGCAAGAAGAGAUGGUUCUAGAGACAGACAAGAAGAGUACGGAUGGAGAUCCAGUUCUACAGGCAGAGUCAGGCCACCACCAGGCCGUCGUCUGGGCUAUAAAGCACUGGAAGAACUCUCUGUGAAAGAACCAUCUGAGGUGGCCAUCACGCUCUCCUCGAACCCCGGCCUCCAGGAUCACCUCUGCGAGACGACAAUGAGGCAGGACCUUGUCGAACUCCUCUGCCUGGUGCUGAGUAAAGCCUUCAAAUCACGCACAGACAGAGGAUCUCUGCAGCACCUGGCUAGCAUCAUUAAAGAUUCAGGGUUCUUCCGCACUGUCCUGCCCCACUAUCUGGUGGGCAUGGGGUCAGAGUUCAACCCUGUCCGUAGGGCACAGUACCCCCAGCAUCUGGAAAACAUCCUGGCUAUUGCCUCAGAGGUGCUCACCACCUUCCCUGGUAGCUCCGCUCAGGCUGUGAGUUUGCUGCUGACGGUGCUCCAGCUCUCCAUCAACAGCCUGAGGGCUAUGGGAGUGAACAUCCAGCCUCAGAUGGAGGAGACUUUGGAGGGUCUGCAGGACCUGGUCCGGCACCUCCAGGAGAGAUCCAGGGAGGGCACCCUGCGCGCAAACAGGGACACCUACGCCCUCCUACACACAGGUGCUGAUAACCCAGGUGAGGAAGAGCAGCAAGAUUUCAGAACCAUACCGAUCUACCCAACCCCAGAGGAGUUCCAGCAGGAGCACAGGCCCUUCCUCAGACCCAACCUCACCUCUCAGCGCUACACAAACACCCACCUCUACCUUGACACACACUUCCGGCUGCUGAGAGAAGACUUUGUACGGCCGCUCCGGGAGGGGAUCCAGCAGUUGCGAAGGAACCAGAUGGCCAUAGGAAGCAGUGAUCAGCCACUGAAGACCAAGCGCUUCGAUGACAUCCGAGUGUAUUUUGACGCACAACUGAUGGUGCCCAAGUGUACGCACGCUGGCCUCGCCUACAUAGUCCAGUUUGACAUUCAGCCACUCAAGUUUGUUCGCUGGCAGAAUUCAAAGAGGCUGAUCUAUGGCUCGCUGGUCUGCCUGUCCUGUGACAAUUUCGAGAGUUUCCUGUAUGCCACGGUGUCAGAUCGGAACCCUGGAGACCUGCAGAAGGGACUGGUCCAGAUCAUCUUUAGUGAAGAAAGCAGAGUCAAGUUGGCCAGAAUUCAGAAGGAUCAGCUGUUCCUGAUGGUGGAGACCACAGCCUACUUUGAAGCCUAUCGGUACGUCCUAGAGGGCCUGAGGGACCAGGAGGAGGACGAGCUGCCCUUCCAGAGGUACAUCGUGGAGUGCAGCACAGAUGUGCGACCCCCAGCUUACCUGCGAGGAACAGAUGUCUAUAACCUGUCAUCUAUAGCUGAACCUGACUGUAAGGACAGGAUGCUGCCCUUCCACAGCCUGACAGAAGAGGCCUGGCCAAGGAUGGAGGAGUUGGGGCUGGAUGAGUCUCAGAUGAAAGCCUUACAGCUGGCCCUCACCAAGGAGCUGGCCAUCAUACAGGGUCCUCCUGGCACUGGAAAAACCUACGUCGGCCUAAAGAUUGCUGAGGCUCUGUUGACCAAUCAGAAGCUUUGGAGAGAUCAACAUGGGAAGGGUCCGAUACUGGUGGUGUGUUACACUAACCAUGCCCUGGAUCAGUUCCUUGAGGGUAUCCAUAAGUUUCUGCAACAGGGUAUAGUGAGAGUUGGAGGCCGCAGCAACAGUGAGGUCCUGAAGCGUUUCACUCUGAGGGAGCUGACCCACUCACAUAACUUCAGACGUACGCUGCCGCGGCACCUGCAUGAUGCAUAUAACACGAUUUACAAGGAGCUGUGUCAGGCAGAGAGGGAGCUCAAGAGUCAGAGUAUGAAGCUGGAGUGUUCUCUGAAAGGCAUCCUGCGUGAAAGCUUCUUACAAAGGUUCAUUUCAGACACACACUGGGACAGUCUGCACCUUCCACCUGAUGGUUUUGAGAUCUCCAAUGAGAAGAAGCCCAGCAUGAUUAUGGAGUGGUUGGGUUUUGGUUCCACUGUCUUCCUGCAGAGGGAGACAGAGAAUGCAAAUGGAAAUGAGGAUGCAGCAGCAGAGGAAGCGAUGGAGCUGGACGAAGACGACCUCAUUGAAAUCGCAGAGGAGGCAGAUCUGAUCCAGGCAGAGCGGAUCGUCGAGGACAACUUUGGCCCCAGAGGUGGCAGAGAUGGCAGAAAGAGAGGAGAGGAGGCUGUCAGAGAGGUGGAGGAACUGAUGCUGGCUAUGAACCUGGAUAAAGCUGAAAUACAGGCUGAGCAGAGUGAGGAAGGAUGGGAGAUGCAACGGGACCAGAAGAAAAAGAUGAAGCACAGAAUCAGAAAAGAGCUGGGGAAGACGACAUCUAUGACUGAAGACGAGGCAGAUAAGGUCUUUGAUGUUUGGACCCUGACUCAGCAAGACAGAUGGAAACUCUAUCGGUUGUGGGUGGCACGCUACAGAGCAGACCUCCACACCAGAACCCUGGAGUUCGAACAGGCCUAUCAGAACACAGCGGACAGACUGGCUGAUGUUAAACGACGUGAGAGCCUCUGUCUCCUUAAGGAAGCCACGGUUAUUGGCAUGACAACAACCGGGGCGGCCAAGUUCCGCGCUGCUCUGCAGGAAGUGCGUCCACGUCUGGUGAUCGUAGAGGAGGCUGCAGAGGUUCUCGAGGCCCACACCAUCACCACACUGAGCCAAGCGUGCCAACACCUGAUCCUCAUCGGAGACCACCAGCAGCUGCAGCCCAGUGCCACAGUGUAUGAACUGGCUAAGAACUUCAAGCUGGAGAUGUCCAUGUUUGAAAGGCUGGUGAAGAUGGGGCUUCCUUUUGUCAGACUCAACUACCAGCAUCGUAUGAGGCCAGAUAUUGCCCGUCUUCUGACCCCACACAUCUACUCAGAGUUGGAAAACCAUCCCUCUGUGUUGGACUAUGACAACAUCAAGGGCCUUAAUACCAAUUUAUUCUUUGUGGAGCACAACCACCACGAAGAAGAGAUCAAAGAUGGGAGAAGCCAUCAGAACCAACAUGAGGCCAAGUUUGUGGUCGCUCUUUGCCGCUAUCUUCUUUUUCAGGACUACAAACCAGAGCAAAUUACUAUCCUAACGACCUACACGGGCCAGCUCCACUGUCUGCGCAAACUAAUGCCUGCCAGCCAGUUCUCAGGGGUCAAAGUUCAUGUGGUGGACAAGUACCAGGGAGAGGAGAAUGACAUUGUCUUGCUGUCUUUAGUCCGCAGCAACCACACGGGUAAAGUUGGCUUUUUGAACAUCCCCAACCGCGUCUGUGUCGCCUUGUCUCGCGCCAAGAAAGGUCUCUACUGCAUUGGAAACAGUCUAAUACUGGGCAAAGUGACACUGUGGAGCAACAUCUUCCACACUCUGAGGGAGAAGAACCAGGUUGGGAGGGCUCUGACCCUGUGCUGUCAGAAUCAUCCAGAUCGACAGAUUAAAGCGUCCCAUGCUGAAGACUUCAAACAAGCCCCAGAGGGGGGCUGCACUCAGCCCUGCCAGUUCCGUCUGGACUGUGGCCAUGUCUGCUCAAGUGUCUGCCACCCCUACGACCCCGAGCACAAGAAAUACAAGUGUGGCAAGAAGUGCCAGAAGAUUUUAUGCGAUCAGGGACACAGGUGCACAUUUGUGUGUCAUAAGCCAUGCCCGAAGAAAUGUCCAGUGAAGGUGGAGAAGAUCAUACCCCAGUGUCAGCACACACAGAUGGUUCCCUGCCACCAGGACCCGGAGACUUUCAUAUGCCAGGAGCCUUGUCAGAAAAAGCUCUGGUGUGGACAUCCAUGUGAUUCAGCCUGCGGGGAACCGUGCACCAUUAAGUGCAGGGUGAAGGUCACCUUGAGGCUGCGGUGCGGCCACAGCCAGGAAGAUGCCUGCUUUUACAGAACACAGAUAGAAGAGCCUAAGUGUAAGAGCCCAUGUAAGCAUCAGCUGAAAUGUGGCCAUCCCUGCCGCGGUAACUGUGGAAAGUGUUAUCAGGGACGCUUCCAUUUCCCAUGUUUGCACCAGUGUGAACGUCUCCUGAUUUGCUCUCACAAGUGCAGGGAGCCUUGCACUCGUGACUGCCCCCCCUGUAAGAGACCGUGCGAGAACUGCUGCGUCCACAGUAAGUGUAUGAGGCCAUGUGGGCAGCCCUGUGCUCCAUGUGUUGAGCCCUGCGCCUGGCAGUGUCCUCAUCAAAGAUGCAGUAAACUUUGCCACGAGCCGUGCGAUCGCCCACCGUGCACCCAGCCCUGUACCGAGACCCUGGACUGCGGCCACCCCUGCAUCGGCCUGUGUGGAGACAAGUGUCCAACCAAAUGCCGAAUCUGCAAUCAUGAGGAGGUCACAGAGAUCUUCUUUGGAACUGAGGACGAACCUGACGCUCGCUUUAUUCAGCUAGAGGACUGUGGACACAUCAUUGAGUACACAGCCAUGGACAGGUGCAUGGGGAUGGGUGACGAUCAGCAGGAACAUGAAGACGAGGUGGCCAUAAAACUGAAGGAAUGUCCCAGGUGUAAAACUCCAGUCCGCAAGAAUCUGCGCUACGGAUCUCACAUCAACCGCAGUCUGGCCGAGAUAGAGAUGGUGAAGGCGAAGAUAAAUGGAAAUCAGGCAGAUAUUGAAAAGUACAGGAAGGCUCUUCAGAGACAGUGGAAGGAAAACUGUGACACCCAUGAAAUGCAUCAUCAAGUCGAAUACAUGCACAUCAACGACAGACUGCAAGAGCGCUAUCUCACAGCAAAUGACCUGUGGGUCCUGGAAAACAAGAUGGACUUCCUAAUAAGAGUCGAAAAGCUACUAAAGAUUAAAAAAGAAAGCAUGUUGUGCCUGCACAGCAUCAGGUUUGGCAGUCGAGUUGCAGAGUUUGUGGUCUGGCUCAGUGACCACUACCAGAAAUUCACAGAGCAGCAGGUCUUUGAUUUGCAGAGAGAGUUACAGAGACUCACCGUCCUCGCUAAACUCAACCUCCACUGUCAUAAUGCAGACAAGAGAGGACAGAGUGAUAAAGUCCGAUCUGAGGAACAAACAAUAAGAGAGGUUCUGGAGAAGUCUGGGCAGUUCACUGAGGAAGAUGAACAGACAGUGAAGGAAACCAUGAAGGUGCUGAGCCAAAAGCUUCCACUGUCAGGGCUGGGCAUCAGUGACGAGGAGAGAAAGAUGAUCGUCUCAGCUAUGAAAAUGCCUCCUGGACACUGGCACAAAUGUCCCAAUGGCCAUGUCUACAUUAUAACAGAAUGUGGAGGAGCCAAUCAGAGACGACAGUGCCCUGAUUGCAACGCUAACAUUGGUGGCAGCAAUCACAGGCUGGAGAGAGGCAACCAGGUGGCGUCAGAGAUGGAUGGGGCGCAGCAUCCUGCUUGGUCUGAAGCCAACAACAUUCUCAACUUUGAUCAGCUUCACCUCUGAAAUGAUGCUUCUUCAACUCCAACUGUUCAGCUUCAACACCUAUGAGAGGAAACCUGUUGUAGCUUCACUGUAACCACCUGAAGGAGAGAUCUCUACAACAUCAGUGUGAUUUAAUAAAUGUUUGAAUCCAUAAUUUUCUUGCAUUAAAUUGACUUUUUAACGUGAUAGCAAUACUCAGUCUUUUAUAUCAAAUAAUAUCCACUCUGUUACCUUGUAUCUUGUGUUUACGGCACACUGCUGUCACUGCUGCUUAAAGGAGCUUUUUCACAUUUGCUGUUUUGUUUGAAGAAAAAACAUUUUGCUGUCUAAAUGAUCAGGAGAGUGACAGGUGACUGCUUUUAAUGUUAAACUCACUAAAUGAUUUGUCAAAUGUCGACUGUAACCCUUUGAUAUGUUGAAGACUCCCUCUGUUAUACUUGUCCUGGAGGUUAACAACAGAUGGCAGUAAAACACUGCAAAAGAACUGACAGAGAAAUGACUUGAUUUUUUUUUUUUAUCUUGCUUGUAACUUGCUUCCAUGAAAUUAAAAAUAUCUGGGCCUGUAA